UUACUGAUGAUCUCGUUGACAGAGACAUGGGACUGGAAGAAGCAGCCAAACGAGUCGCAGUACCUGGACGUCCAAGCCCUGCCCAAGAACGAGAGCAAUCCGGCCACUGGAAACCUUCCGGUCAGCUACAUGCGUGGUUAUAUGUUCCAUGGCCCUGCAAAUACGACUAAUAUAUAUCGGUAUGGUGGGACGAGAUACAUGGGUAACCAAUCCUUCCUCGGAUACACGUCGCCGGAAAGCUCUACUUAUCCAGUGUGGUCGUAUUCGUACAACUCAACGGACUAUCCUUGGGCCCAAUACAAUAUUGGGCAACCUUGGAUGCCAAAUCAUGGUGCCGGUGCGGAGGCCAUCGACCAAGGGCUGGGCUUCUACUUGAACGGACAGAUCGACAAGGGCACUUCAAGCAAAACUUUGAAUAUGGGGUUUGAUGAUGGUCAGUCCCUUUACAUUCCACUGGAAGGAAUGUUGAUCAUCAACCUGGUGGACUUCUCGUCGGCAAAUUUGUCGACAUCGAGUAUGAAUGGAAACGCCCCUAGAGUUGGAGGGACGAUGGAAUAUAUCGCGCCGGUCGGAGAAGCGGGCGUGCUUGUUGCGCUUGGCGGACAGAUACAGCCAAAUCUUCGCAUUGACGAAAAGGCAAAUAGAACACAGGGAGAACUCAUCGAUUUCGAGUCCGUGGAUGUGUUCGAUAUCAAGUCGUACCUCGACGACCCUACUAGUAACGGAACAUGGUAUCAACAGAAUACUACAGGGGAUAUUCCCUCUCCGCGAAUCGACUUCUGCACUAUGAUUACGGUCGGAGGUAAUGUGACUAACCGCGCCGGCUGCGACUGGGAAAGGAAAGGCGUCGCUGUUCUGGACAUGACAACCAUCGGCUGGGGUAGCGUUUUCCGAUCAAAUGUUUCGGAUUUUCAGGUCCCGCAGAAGGUUCUUGGUGCUACAAGAGGAACAGCCGACGGCAGCGCUACUAUCAGUGAGCCAGUUACUGGGUGGUCGGAUCAGGCGCUACGGGACGUUUUCUGGACGUCAAGAUGGACCGUCCCUUCAACCUGGACGUCCUCCUCAUCGAAGUCAAAGACAAACGUUGGCGCUAUCGCAGGCGGCGUAGUGGGCGGCGUCGUAGGCCUCGUCCUGAUCGGACUGGCGCUCUUCUUCUGGAAUCGCAAGCGCAGGAAAGCACGCGCCCCUGCCGAGCUCUCUGGCGACGAAGUCCAGCGCGAACUCGACGACGAGAAGAAAAAAUACGAGCUCCAGGGCGUGAAUGAAAAUGACCCUGCGGAGCUCCCUAGCCCAGACCCAGUAGAAUUGAACGCGCCGAGGGAGUUCGUCGAAGCGGAUCGUGACACCGCGACGAACGCGGCCGAGUUGCCGGGCACGAAUGUGGCUGCGGGCGGUGUGCAUGGGGUCCCGAUUGUGAGGACGCCCGGGGAUGACUUGCCUGAGCCGCCGGUGUAUACGACGGGGCUGAGACGGCGUGGUUCUGCGGGGAGUGGU
This is a messenger RNA of Trematosphaeria pertusa, 1494 nucleotides long. RefSeq lists its product as uncharacterized. NCBI's taxonomy places the organism in Eukaryota, Fungi, Ascomycota, Dothideomycetes, Pleosporales, Trematosphaeriaceae. The record is from RefSeq and is a predicted model, not a curated record. The transcript has 3 exons. The annotation marks the transcript as partial.